Podarcis muralis (Common wall lizard) is the source of this 571-nucleotide messenger RNA. NCBI's taxonomy places the organism in Eukaryota, Metazoa, Chordata, Lepidosauria, Squamata, Lacertidae. The record is from RefSeq and is a predicted model, not a curated record.
GGCAGCGCACACCCAUGCUCAGUCAGCAGCACGCCUGAAGUAACGUGAAAACCUCCCUUCCCUGGGCUCAUCAUCCUGAAUCCGCUUUGCAGUCGCAGACCCAGCGUUUCCAUCAAUGUGCAGCCUGGAGGUUAUCACAGAGAUUUUUGCUGCCCUCUGCUUUGUGCUUCAUAUCGCUGCUCUGUCCACAGAGCACUGGCUAUCGAACGUCAAUGAGCACAUGGGGCUGUGGAAAGGUUGCCAUGGAACACAGUGUGUGUUGUUUGGGGUACAAGUUCCACCAUACAUGCAGGCUACCCGAACCUUGAUGUUGCUGGCGUUGUUAGCUGGAAGCUUCUCUUUGCUUAGCAUUACUUCCAUCUUCUUCCAGUGCCCCUUUGGCUGCAUCUCCAAACCAAGGAUCUCAACAAUAUUCAGCACCAUCGCAGGCUUAUUUGUUCUGGUUUCGGUAUGCGUCUUCACCAGCCAUAUGCGACCAACUGAUAAUUCGGGGUGGUCCCUGUACUUGGCCUGGGCCUCGAUUCCUCUGUGCCUUGUAACUGGUGAGUAUGUGUGGCAUGGGACAGACUGA